Messenger RNA from Caenorhabditis elegans, 490 nucleotides. RefSeq names its product DUF4440 domain-containing protein (gene F19F10.3). The record is from RefSeq and is marked reviewed. NCBI's taxonomy places the organism in Eukaryota, Metazoa, Nematoda, Chromadorea, Rhabditida, Rhabditidae. The transcript is spliced from 2 exons. Bases 35 to 412 code for a protein of 125 amino acids.
AAAAAGUUGCUAUUCGGUCUCUACUGGCAUUGUCAUGUCUCUUGAAGAAUUCAAAAAGCUCAGGAAUGAGAUAAAAGAGCUUAAAAAUGCAGGCAAACACGAAGAGUUUGUCGAAAGAUUCGCCGCCAAGGACGCUACCUUCCUCGCACCAUUCCACGACCCAGUGACCGCUGCAGAUUCAAUUAGCUUGGCCAAAAGUGACGAUCUUGCACCUCUUGUCAAAGCUGACUUUGAGAUGACAACUGACGAGGUCACACAAAUUGGAGACGUUGUCAUCGAACGGAACACAAUUAUUGUCAAGCUUCCAUCUGGUGACAAAACUGGAUGGGCUUUGAGUGUCUGGGUCAAGGAAGAUGGAAAUUGGAAGAUUCGUAAUUCGUGUGUCACUUUCAAGGCUCCAGCACCACAAUAAACUUUUGCUCAUAUCGUGAAAAAUUUGAAAAUAAAAUUCAGCUUAUAUUUUUCCUUAACCAGUAAAAACAUUAAAAUG